This is a messenger RNA of Haemonchus placei, 660 nucleotides long. The record is from the annotation of a GenBank genome assembly. NCBI's taxonomy places the organism in Eukaryota, Metazoa, Nematoda, Chromadorea, Rhabditida, Trichostrongylidae.
UCUCGCUCACUAGGACCGGAAUUCGGUGGUUCAAUCGGUUUGAUCUUCUCUGUAGCAAAUGCAGUGGGUGCAGCUAUGUACAUUGUUGGAUUUGCUGAAACUGUACGAGAUCUCCUAAGGGAAGCGAGCAUGAAGAUCAUUGAUGCAGGCAUGUGGGACGUACGGAUAGUUGGAUUCGUGACGUGCAUAGUUCUGAUGGGUAUCGUUUUCAUCGGAACGGCAUUCGAAUCCAAAAUGCAGAUGGGUUUACUAGUAAUAUUGGUGGCUUCGAUCAUUGAUUAUAUGAUUGGCUCCUUCCUACCGAUAAACGAAGAGAUGGAAUUACGAGGAGCUACAGGAUACAAUCUCCCGACCUUGAUAGAAAACUUCUUGCCAUCUUUUCGUGGUGAAGAUUUCUUCUCAGUAUUUGCCGUCUACUUCCCUGCAGCUACAGGAAUCAUGGCUGGUGCUAACAUAAGUGGCGAUUUGGCAGAUCCUCAGCGUGCUAUUCCGAUAGGAACACUUCUCGCCAUAGGUGUUACGACAGUCAUUUAUCUUGCGACAGUUUGGAUGACAGGAUCGACAUGUGUCAGUCUCUUCUCUCGCUUUGAAGAUCAUAUUCUCAAGAAUGAUGAGAAUGAUGAGUGUGAUAGCGCCUUAUUUUGGCGCAGAAAUAAAUAA